Leucoraja erinaceus (little skate) is the source of this 1542-nucleotide messenger RNA. RefSeq lists its product as uncharacterized. The transcript has 7 exons. The coding region runs from base 94 to 1284 and encodes 396 amino acids. Gene Ontology annotation, molecular function: cysteine-type endopeptidase inhibitor activity. The record is from RefSeq and is a predicted model, not a curated record. Lineage: Eukaryota; Metazoa; Chordata; Chondrichthyes; Rajiformes; Rajidae. Gene Ontology annotation, biological process: negative regulation of endopeptidase activity. Gene Ontology annotation, cellular component: blood microparticle; extracellular region; extracellular matrix.
GAGCUGUCACUGCCAGUUCUGUGACCAUUCCAUCAGCAUCUGCCCGUGGUCUCAGUAACACUGCAGUUUUAGACAGUGCAGCUUUGCAGGAACAUGAAGUCGCUCCUUGCACUUGCAGUUUGUUUAGAGUUGUGCACAACUUGGGUUGUGUCAUUGUAUGUAGCGGAGUCCUGCACCAGCCUAGAAAAUAUUGCACUGGCAGAAGAGGCAAUUGGUCACAUCAAUGCAGGACGAAAACAUGGAUUCAAGUACGCUCUGGACAAAAUAGAGAACGUUCAGAAGCAGACACAGGAAGGUACAACUUACUAUUUGGACGUGGAGGCUCGAGAGACAAAGUGCCAUGUGCUGAGUCCUAAACCACUGUCAGAAUGUCCAAUUCGACCAUUCACGGAAGUUAAAGGAGAUGGAGAUUGUAAAAUAAUCUUAGACGUCCUACCAGGAAAACCCAUUCAUUUGAAUGGCUACAAGUGUGAUGUAACCCCAGAUUCAGCGGAAGAUGUUUUUGAGAAAUGUCCCGAUUGUCCGUAUCUAGUACCAAUAACCAAUGAAGAAGUGAUACAUGCUGCACGGGUCUCAGUUGACAAAUUCAAUACAGAGAGCACAUUUACACAUCGUUUUGAUCUUUAUGAAAUAUCGCGAAGCACUAAGGGAUUUAAUUCACCGGUAUAUAUAGAAUUUGUCAUCAAAGAGACAACUUGUUCCAAACACUCCGCUGCAUGCACCCUCAAUCUUCUCCUAAAUCCGAUCUUUGGGUUCUGUACGUCCACUGUUAUUCCGGGCGACGUCAGCGAGGAAGUGUUUGUGACUUGUGAGGUGGAAGGAUCAAAGAAGGAAAAGGCUGCUAUUGCAAUUGAUGGGGACGGAACUGUUCUUCCAGCAACGGACGAUGAAGGCACUGUACCCCCAAUGGAAGGGGCUACUGGGAGUCCAGCAAUGGAAGAGGGAGGCACUGCUCAUCCAACAAUAGAAGAGGGAGGCACUGCUUCUUCACCAAUACACGAGGGAGACACUGUUCCUCCAGCAUUGGAAGAACUAGGCACUCUAACCCCACCAAUAGAACACCAGACUAUUGUUCAUGAAGAAACUGAAGCAGAAGCUGCACACCCCAUCCAACAAGUAGUACAAUCUACUGUUCCUCCCAAACGCAAACGAUCAAUUAUCAAUGAGUCCUCAGAAUCCUCUGAAGAACUGGUGUACAGUCCUGGCAAACCGUUUGUAUUCCCCGAUCUCCCUGCAGAUCUGACAACCUGCCCAGGAAGGCAUAGAUAUCGUGAGGAUCAGUGAACUGAUUUAACUCCCUUUCUAAAAGGCAAACCCAUUCUUAACAACAAUGUUGCAUAACUAUGGAUAAUUAACUGCACCAGAAUAAGGAACAUUUCCAUUUCCUCUUUCUGGAGAUUUACCAUAAUAAAACAAAACAAUUACCUGGGAAUUGUAUAAAUGAUAUGUACAACGCCAUGAACUCACGCCAAAAUUUUGGCGAUCAUCAAAUUUUUUUGUGAUUUUUACUUUGUAUGGGCAAUAAAAUAUGUUUGAACAGCC